This is a messenger RNA of Nicotiana attenuata, 771 nucleotides long. RefSeq names its product 18 kDa seed maturation protein-like. Lineage: Eukaryota; Viridiplantae; Streptophyta; Magnoliopsida; Solanales; Solanaceae. Gene Ontology annotation, biological process: embryo development ending in seed dormancy. The record is from RefSeq and is a predicted model, not a curated record. Bases 84 to 554 code for a protein of 156 amino acids. The transcript has 2 exons.
UCAGAUGAACAUGGUACAGAAACGAAACACAUUUAGUUAAUUUCUCGACAGAUUAAAACAGAGUUUCAAAAAAGAGAGUGAAAAUGCAGGCCAUGAAAGAAACAGCAUCAAAUAUUACCGCUUCGGCAAAGUCUGGCAUGGAGAAGACCAAAGCUGUUGCUCAAGAAAAGAUGGAGAGGAUGACAGCAGACAACCCAACAGAAAAGGAGAUAGCAACAGAAAAGAAAGAAGAAAGAAUCAACGAAGCCGAAAUGAACAAGCAAGAGACUCGAGACAAGAAUGCAGCAGCUAGACAAGGUUACUCUACUACUGGCACUGAAAAGACGCAUUCCUACUCGACAACAGGAGCCACUGGUCACCCAACUGGUGCGCAUCAGAUGUCAGCAUUGCCGGGCCAUGGCAGUGGCCAACCGGCUGGACAGGUGGUAGAAGGUGUGGUGAAGUCUCAUCCCAUUGGAACUGCCACUGGAACUCAAAGAUCUUCCACUGCACAUAAUACACAUGUUGGUGGUGGGGUUAACAGUGGCUAUGGCACUGGCGGUUCUUAUAGUUAGAAUUUCUGAUUUCUUCACUGUAGUUAAUUGUAUUAAAGUAGCUCGGUCUAAUUUGUUGUCUUUUCUUUCUUUGUUAUGAAUGAUGCAUCUUUCUUUUUUAAAGUUUCAAUAUUAAUGCAAAUGAUGUUAGGGGUGUACGUGAGUUUUUACUUAGAGAACUCUUUUGUCAUUUGGUAAAAAUAUGUAUGUUCGAGAGAGAACUGCGAAUUUUUAUUUA